AUGUGGCGAUAUGUGCUGCCCCUUUGGUUACUCUUGCUCAGCAGAGGGAAGCGAAUCACUCAAGUGCCUACAGCGUCUGCCACAAAUGACGAGGCUGCGGGUGGACAGGACAAGAAGUCUGGGCUAAAUGUAGGGGGAUUAGUAGGGGGACUUGUUGCUGGGGCUGCCGUUUUUCUUGUUGCCGUCCUUAUCGUUUGGCUUUGUAUUCGCCGAAGGGCAAAGAAUCGUUCAGCCAGCAGCGAGAAGCCACGGUCGGACCGCUCAGGGUUCUCUGGUAUCAUCUCCGAACCCAUUGUCCAACAAAACUCUUUUCGCACCGAUUUCCUCCGCGGCCAACCUUCGACACCGCCACGCAUAGAUCGUCAAUCCAUUCCGUGUAUAUCUGAGGAUCGAAUCACUCGCAGAUCCAUCCGAAAUCCUUUCAACUCCCCCAAUCCUUCGGAUGCGGGGACAAACUCCAGGAUCCCCUCUUUCUGCGAGGAUAGCCCUCCUCGGCAGGGGCAGGUGGGUGCACGCCUUGCGCCCAUCCGUACAAUGAAGGCAUCCAGCCAGUACCUCAAGCCUCAGCGAACCUCCAUUCACCGGCAGCCAAGUGGUGAAUGCAUCAAUGUGUUCGCGGAUUCAAACGCGGUUGAUGACCAGUUUAAUCGACAGACCACAUUCACAGAACUCAUGGACAGGGCGGACCUGAAAGGCGUUGGCCGCGACAAACCCUAUGUCCCCGGGACAACACCGAGAAUAUAG
This is a messenger RNA of Clonostachys byssicola, 744 nucleotides long. The record is from the annotation of a GenBank genome assembly. NCBI's taxonomy places the organism in Eukaryota, Fungi, Ascomycota, Sordariomycetes, Hypocreales, Bionectriaceae.